AUGUACUCAAUUCGAAGUCUGCCCACAAUGUUGUACCGUGAAUGUGCAGAGGAGGAUGGCUUUGAGGACAUGACACAGCUUGAGGAGCUACACGAAGGUGCUGUGUUACUAAAUUUGAAGAAAAGGUUUGACCGCAAUUUGAUAUAUACUUACAUUGGUAGCAUCCUGGUGUCUGUUAACCCAUACAAGAUGUUCAACAUCUAUGGAACAGACAUGGUUCUGCAACACAAAGGACAUGCACUUGGAGAGAAUCCUCCACAUCUAUUUGCUAUUGCAAAUGCCUCAUACACAAAAAUGAUGGAUGCCAAAGAAAACCAGUGCAUUAUUAUCAGUGGGGAGAGUGGCUCAGGUAAAACAGAGACCACGAAGCUAGUUCUCCGGUACUUAGCCGCAAUACAUCACAAACAGAACAUCACACAGCAGAUUCUUGAAGCAACUCCUCUUUUAGAGUCUUUUGGAAAUGCCAAAACCGUACGGAACGAUAACUCCAGCCGAUUUGGGAAAUACAUGGAAAUAUUUAUGGAAGAAGGGGUAAUCAGCGGUGCCAUAACCUCACAGUAUCUACUUGAAAAGUCCAGGAUUGUGUUUCAGGCCAAAGAUGAAAGAAACUAUCACAUUUUCUAUGAGAUGCUUGCUGGCCUUCCUUCACAGCAGAAACAGUCUUUAUACCUUCAAGACGCCGAGACGUAUUAUUACCUCAAUCAAGGUGGAGACUGUGAGAUUGUUGGCAAAAAUGAUGGCGAGGACUUCCGCAGGCUCCUCAGCGCCAUGGAAAUACUUCACUUCAGCGCCGAAGACCAGAGCGCUAUCUUCAGGAUCCUGUCUUCCAUCCUCCACUUAGGAAAUGUCUUCUUUGAGAGAUAUGAGACUGAAUCUCAGGAAGUGGCAUCAGUUGUGAGCGCUCAGGAGAUCCGAGUGGUGGCUGAAAUUCUACAGAUUUCCCCCGAGGGUCUACAGAAGUCCAUUACUUUUAAAGUCACGGAAACAAUGAGGGAAAAGAUCUUCACCCCCUUGACUGUUGAGAGUGCAAUUGAUGCCAGAGAUGCUGUUGCCAAGAUCCUGUAUUCCCUUCUGUUCAGCUGGCUAACAGACAGAAUAAAUACGCAGGUUUAUCCUCGGAAUGAAGCACUUUCUAUCUCCAUCCUUGAUAUCUAUGGAUUUGAGGACCUUACCUUCAACAGCUUUGAACAGCUUUGCAUAAAUUAUGCAAAUGAGUACCUUCAGUUCUUUUUCAACAGGGUCAUUUUCAAAGAAGAACAAGAGGAAUAUAACCGAGAGCAAAUCAGCUGGGAAGAUGUGCCUUUCUCUGACAACCAGGCCUGUAUUGACCUCAUUGCAGCAAAGCCACAUGGGAUACUCCGAAUUCUCGAUGACCAGAGCGGGUUUCCCCAGGCUACAGACCAUACCUUCCUUCAGAAAUGCCACUACCACCAUGGCAACAAUCCACUGUAUUCCAAGCCAAAAAUGCCUCUCCCUGAAUUUACUAUCAAGCAUUAUGCUGGGAAGGUCACAUAUCAGGUUCAUAAAUUUCUGGAUAAGAAUUACGAUCAAGUUCGCCAGGAUGUUCUUGACCUUUUUAUUCAGAGCAAAAACAAGAUGGUUGCAUAUCUCUUUAUGAGCUAUGCUGAGGCCCUCAACCAACAGAAAUCCCAUGUUGGGAAGAACAGCACAGUAACGCGGCGCCAUCAGGCCUCAACGGUGGCGGCCAAGUUCCAGCUUUCCCUCAUGGAGCUCAUUGAAAAGAUGGAGAGAGCCAACCCAUAUUUUGUGAGAUGCAUAAAGCCAAACCAAAACAAGGAGCCUGGUGUGUUUGACAUGGAGCUGGUCAAUUCCCAACUCAACUAUUCGGGGAUUCUGGAAACAAUUCGAAUCAGGAGAGAGGGCUAUCCGAUCAGAAUACCAUUUGAUGUCUUCCUUUUCAGAUACAAGUCCCUGCUAGGCCUCAAACAGCCUCCUCCUGCCAAUGGUGAAAACUGUGUCAUCAUGUUGGGGAAGCUUUGUCCCGUUAGACCAGGAGCAUUUCAAGUUGGUGUCACCAAGUUGUUCAUGAAAGAGGACAUAUACUUCCUGUUGGAGAGCAAGAGGGACCGAGUAAGGCAUGUAGCCGCCCUGACUCUGCAGCGUUACGUCAGGAUGUUCUUUGUGAGAAAACGUUAUACGGCCUUCCGCAUGAAGAUCAUACGCCUGCAGGCCCACUGCCGAGGCUUUCUCACAAGGAAACGGUACGUGAAAAUGAGAGCUAGCCUGGUCAAAUUCCGCUCUCUGAUCCAUAUGUACGUUGAUCGCAAGAGAUACAUCAAGCUGAGAUACGAGGCCAGGAGAAAGGCAGAAGAGGAGCAAAGGAGAAUAGAAAUGGAGCUGUCUAAGCGGGAAGUGGUCAACGUCACUCAUCUGGUCAUUCCAGCUGAACUCGGAGCAUUGCUGCAAGCAGCUGCCGGUGGUAGAGAGUUCCAUUCUGAUUGCUUGGCUUUAGUGCAGGCUCCCACAGUUCAGGUGGAGUCACAGCUCACGCUACCUCUUGAUAUCAACAACUACACCAUCUCCAAAUUUGUCCAGAUUCACUUCAAAGAGGCAAAGUUUGGAAUGUUAACUGCACCUUUGAAGACACCACUAACCCACAUCGAUGAGGAUCUUACACAUGACGCUCUAGAUGUCUUUGUCAUGAUCUUGAGGUUUAUGGGUGACCCACAUUUAAAUGGUGCUCAGGAGAAUUUAUUUGGAAACUACAUCAUCCAGAAGGGGCUUAGCAACCCUGGCUUGCGGGAUGAAAUCUUAUGUCAAACUGCCAAUCAGGUUUGGAGAAACCCCAAUCCAGAUAACUCAGAGAGAGGCUGGCUGCUGCUGCUAGCCUGCCUGAGUGCGUUUGCACCUUCAGCCAAAAUGGAGAAAUACCUUCUGAAGUUUGUCUCAGAUCAUGCCUAUAAUGGAUUUAAAGCUGUCGGCCAACACAAGCUCAUUCAAGCCAUGCAAAAGUCCCUGUAUGGACCGGAGACAGCUAGGACUUACCCAUUGUCCCUUCUGGAAUGGACAGCCAAUAGGAAGAAAGCAAACAUGGUUUUGCAAGUGCACUGUUUUGAUGGGACAUCUUUCCUUUGCCCUGUGCACUCCUGGACAAGCGGGGAGGAGCUGGCUGGAGAUAUUCUACAGCACAGGGGUGUGACGGAGGCCUGGAAGGGGUGUUCUGUCAUCAUGAAGGAGCACGGACAGUGGGCGGAGCUCGCAGGGCAUGAUUAUGUAAUGGAUUUGAUCGCAGACAUGGAACUGAUGAGAAAUUUUCCCAAGCAAAAAUCCUACUUCAUCAUCUCCGCUGAGAGUCCCACCAGAACUAGGCCCAAUGCCAGCCUGGCUCUGUUUGGAAGCGGGUUUGAUUCUGAUGAUGACAGCUCACUUCUGCUCCCCCAGACAAUGCCAAGCUCCAGUCUGCCAGAUUUAGAUGGAUAUUACAGCCACGAAACAGACUUCAGUGAAGCACCCACUCAGAAAGGCAUGGACAGAUACCUGGACAGCUUGUUUGACCCAGUUCUGUCUGAUGGUAAUGGGGAUUUUGAGAAGUCAUCCAGCAUGUCCAGCCGUAUGAAGGGAGCCGGUGGGAUUGGAGGGCAGGAUGGGGACAUAGAGAAGCCCCUCUCCAGCAGGCCUUAUCCCCCCGGACUGCAGCCCGGUGCGGUGCCAGUUCUACCUGUUAUGGGAGGAACAAUGAUGCCACCUAUACCUAUGCCAGCUAUGUCUUCUGUGCCUCAUGCACACGCCUCUACCGCCGUACCUUCAGUACCCUCAAUGCCAGCUAUGCCUUCUAUGCCAGCUUUCCCUGCUAUGCCAUCUUUGCCGGCUGUGCCUAAUGUGCCACCAUUGCCUGAUAUGUCAGGUGUAGAUCCAGCUGUGUUAGCACAGCAGCAGCAAGCCAUCAUCAACCAGCAAGCGAUUAUACUGGCUCAGCAGAUGACAAUGCAAGCCAUGGCCCUCCAGCAGCAGAUGUAUAAUUCAGCGCAGCACACACACAGCGAGCAUGUGCCAGCUCCCCGUUCCAGCCAGUACAGCCCUAUUAAACAAGAAUCUGGACCUGUUUCCUACAAACCAACCCCGGCUUCUCCACCACAGAAAUCUUCACAGCGACAGUACAGCCCGACUAGAAGGGAUCCACCAGCGGGAGAUGUGGUGCGAGCCACGGUCUCAAACUCUGAACACUUAGAGCCAAGUCACAACAUCAAAGACAUUAUCAAGCAGUACCAAACAAACCCUGUCAAACCAGCCGAGACAGCCAGGAGGGAAGCCAAAGUGUUUCUGAAGAAACCAGACCCCCAUGAUCAAGCGAUGAUGAUUCUUAAGGACCAGAUGAGUGCUCCACCUCCACAGCGAAAGAAAACCUACACGCCAGUCUCUCCCUCAUCCUCUGCUAAGGAGUUGGAUUAUGAUGGUGGGGCACUGAAACCAGCAAAGAGCAUCAAGAUGCAGCGAUCACCUCCUGUGCCAGCUGUUAGUCAGAGAUUCCCGGCACCUGCACCUGUAUCUAGGGAACUUCCGGUAGAGGAGGAGAAUAUUCAGACUCAGCUGCACAGGAGGAGCAGUGAAGAGCACUACACCUACACCAAUGUCCCAUGGAAGAUCUACUUGAGGAAAGAGGUUUUUUAUCCCAAAGACAGCUUCAACCACCCGCUGAUGUUAGACCUGUUGUUCAAGCAGAUUGUCCAUGACACUUUCUCAGAGGCUUGCAUUCGCAUUACAACAGAAGAAAGGCAGAAGAUGAAAUCCCUUUUUGUGGAGCACAACAUUGACAUGAAUGCCACAAUCCAGGAUGAGAAUGUGAAGAAGAAGAUUGUGCUUGCUGCAAGAGACACGUGGGACAUCUACUUCUCACGCCUCUUCCCAGCAUCUGGCAGUGUUGGCACAGGAGUCCAGGUGCUGUCUGUAUCUCAUAGAGGGAUCAAGCUUUUGAAAAUGGUCAGGAGCAGUGCGGUCGCUCCAGACUACUUCAGAGUUCUGCGACCCUACAGCUACACAGACAUCAUGUUCGUCACCAUUCCUUCCAAAAACAUGCUGGAGUUCAACCUCACCAAUGAGAAACUGAUUCUGUUCUCUGCCAAAGCUCCUCAGGUCAAAACCAUGAUUGACUACUUUAUCACAGAGCUGAAAAAGGACUCAGACUAUGUCGUUGCUGUGCGUAAUUACAUUACAGAUGACAGAAUGCUGCUCAGUUUCCACAAAGGAGACAUCAUACGCUUGCAGAAAAUGGAAGGCCUAGAUUCAGGCUGGAAGUUUGGGGCCAUUCAUGGGCGAUCUGGGGUUUUUCCUGUGGAGUUUGUUCAGCCAGUGGCUGCUCCUGACUUCAUUAACAUUCCUGUGGACAAAAAAGAGGAACCCAAGAAUAAGCAGGGUCGCGUGGCCGCCUCAGCAGCUGUGGCAGUGGCUGUAGGUUCUGCCGCCGCAGCCCAUGAACUCGACCGGUCUAUUGAGGUGGCGUCUUCUGUCAGUGAGUAUGCAGAGGCCUACGCAGACCGCGCUGAUAUGGACAUCGAUGAGAGGAUCCUGCAAGACAGCCAAUACAACAUGGUGGAGUUUGCGAAGAAAUAUUUCAGAGGGGCCCAGAGAAAAAAUGGUGAUUCGUAUAAGAAAAAGUCAAAGAAAACAAAGGAAUCCAGGGAACCAUCAGAAAUGGUGAAAUUUUCCAAGUCUCCCAUUCAAGAGUCCCUAAUCGAGUUCACUGAUGAAAACAUGAACAAAGUCGCUGCAGAGAUUUUUCUUGCUAUAAUGAAGUUUAUGGGAGACUACCCUAUGAAAAACCAGACGGAGCAGGAGAUUGUGAGCACCAUCCUAAGGCUGAGUGGCGAGUAUGGACUAAUGAGGGAUGAAGCGUACUGCCAAGUCCUCAAGCAGAUCACUGCGAACACCAGCUCCAAGACGGAGAGUUGUCAGAGGGGCUGGAGGCUGCUGUACAUCCUCACUGCAUACUACAAGUGUUCAGAGGCGCUUAAACCUUACCUGCUGAAGUACCUUCUAGACGUCUGUGCGAGUCCAGGGGUGCACUUUCAAGGUAUUUCCAAGGCUUGUGAGCAAAACCUAAGGAAGACGUUCCAGUAUGGUGGACGUGUUGAACAUCCUAAUGGGAUGGAAUUGAAAGCUAUGCUGGCUGGAAGGAGUUCCAAGCGCCAGUUGUUUCUUCUUCCUGGUGGAAUUGAACGCCAUCUAAAGAUCAAAACCUGCUCAGUUGCUUUGGAUGCCAUUGAAGAGCUGUGCUAUGAGAUGGGUCUACAUAAACUUGAAGCCCUGGAUGAAUAUGCUAUAUUUGUGGUCACAAACAGAGGUCAGAAUGUUUGCCCUCUAAACAAAAGGGAGUACAUCUUGGAUGUUGCUACAGAAGCUGAACAUGUUGACAGCAACUACAGUCUGUGGUUUCGAAGAGUGAUCUGGACGCAGCCACUGAAGUUUGACAAUGAGCUCGGAGUCACUAUGCAUUACAAUCAGGUGUCCCCUGACUACUUGAAAGGGCUGCUCAGUGUUGUCCCACAGGGUAAAGCCAGUGAGCAGCAGCUUCAGCAAGUGUCAAAACUGGCAGCUCUGCAACAUCGUGCCAAGGAUUCGAUCCACCUGCCAACCUUUCACGAGGUUCAGGAGUAUAUCCCCUCCCAGCUCUUCGGUCUCCAGCGGCACCAGCAGUGGUUAAACAUGGUGACCCAGCACAUGCAGCAGGUGCAGGCCCUCACUCCUCAUCAGGCCAAAGCACAAUUUCUGGGGCUCGUGAGUGCUUUCCCCAUGUUUGGCUCGUCGUUCUUCUACAUUCAGAGCAGCAGUAAUAGUGCUAUCGACACCCCCUGCAUUCUGGCUGUCAACCAAAAUGGUCUGAACUUUCUAAGAAAAGAUACUCAUGAGCCGAUGGUGAAGUUUCCGCUGAAGGAAGUCCAGUCCACCCGUACACAGAGGCCCACAGCUGGCUCCAGUUACCCAUAUGUGGAGAUAAUGCUGGGUGACCUAAUGUCUCAACGCAUUACACAGUUACAGCUGGACCAGAGUCUUGAGCUGUGCCGUGUUAUCGCCAUGCAUAUGGAGAACCUGCUGUCCGUACGAGAGAAGAGACUUACUCUGCCGCCCAGUGAAAUCACUCUGCUCUAGCUCAAAUUAUAUUUAUAUUACUUUUAUGGCAAUAAUUGCAAUCAGACACUAUUGAACUCCUACACGUCUAAAGCCAGCUGUCAUUUUUGCCUGUUUGCAAUUUCAAAACCAAGUUCCAAGAUUAACUUGUUAUGCACAGUAAUUUGCAUGCAUUCUGUUAGGUUGAACAUAUGGGCCUAUAAUUGAAAACAGUAUAGUACUACCUCUAGUUCUGGACAUGUGAUCAGCAAGACUUUAUUUUUGUAUGAGAGAGUUCCUCUCUUAAAUACUGAUUUGCACUACUUGAGACUAUUGUAUGUUUUCAAUAUUUAUAUAUUGUUUGCAUUUAUAUGUCAUGUGGAUUUGAAUGGGAAAUUAACUAUAUGCACAAUUAAUGUAAGUGUAAUAUGAAGUCUUUAUUCUAAAUAAUUAAAAACAU
Molecule: messenger RNA, 7522 nt
Organism: Carassius auratus (goldfish)
Lineage: Eukaryota; Metazoa; Chordata; Actinopteri; Cypriniformes; Cyprinidae
Gene: myo15aa
Product: myosin XVAa
Exons: 63
Coding region: 1-7104 (2367 amino acids)
Cellular component (GO): cytoskeleton; myosin complex
Molecular function (GO): ATP binding; cytoskeletal motor activity; protein binding
Source: RefSeq, a predicted model, not a curated record